Periophthalmus magnuspinnatus is the source of this 6326-nucleotide messenger RNA. It is a transcript of the gene erbin, whose product is annotated as erbb2 interacting protein. NCBI's taxonomy places the organism in Eukaryota, Metazoa, Chordata, Actinopteri, Gobiiformes, Gobiidae. Gene Ontology annotation, cellular component: adherens junction; postsynaptic membrane; postsynaptic density. Gene Ontology annotation, biological process: neurotransmitter receptor transport, endosome to postsynaptic membrane; neurotransmitter receptor transport postsynaptic membrane to endosome. The record is from RefSeq and is a predicted model, not a curated record. Gene Ontology annotation, molecular function: protein binding. The coding region runs from base 643 to 4794 and encodes 1383 amino acids. The transcript is spliced from 27 exons.
UAAUGCAGUGCAGUCACAGGGCGAUGAAGAGGUCCAGCACUGUGCCUCCGUGUUAUUGAGCAUCAGUGUAGCUUUCUUUAACCCAGACAAGGAUUUACACACCAUCAAGAGAUAGGAAAUAAUGACAAUAUACUUCUGGGUGCGGCUUAUGCGCGAGAAAAGCCCUUCGUUCUCACGGAGGUCGAGUGCAUUUUUGUCUUUUGUAUUUCCUUGAUGAAUGUCGUGGACAUUUUGGAUUUUUAAAUGUUGUGUCUUGUAAAAACUUGCAAUUUGUGGAACCUCUUUGCUCCAAAUACGCCGUUGGAUCGUACUGUACGCAGUAUUUGGGAGACUUACGUUUAUGGAUCUAACAGCAGAGUCCAGCGUUUAUCAAUCUGAGAAGAGCGGCCGUGGAGAAUGUGCGUAAUGGGCCAGCUUCAAACGGCUACAUCAGCUAGCGGCUAACAUAGCACCAACUCAAACUUCAGUAAAUACAUAUACCUCUCACAGAAACAGCAUCCGGAUAGUCCCUAGACGCACUUAAGGGAGCCCAGCUUAUUUUUCAUCAACCCCAGAAGCAAAGUGAUCACUGUGGUGGAUCCAUCCUUCAUCGUAAUCUUUUGGGAUCCAGGCUCUUGAGUCCUAGAUGACAAGUGCCUGAGUAUGUCCAAGAGGAGCUUGUUUGUGCGGCUGGUGCCGUGCCGCUGCUUGCGGGGUGAGGAGGAGACGAUAACAUCGCUGGACUACUCUCACUGCAGCCUGGAAACUGUUCCUAAGGAGAUUUUUAGCUUUGAAAAGACCUUGCAGGAACUCUACCUCGAUGCUAACCAGAUCGAGGAGCUGCCCAAACAACUGUUUAACUGCCAGCUACUCCAUCGACUGAGCCUGCCAGAUAAUGACCUAACAGUGUUGCCAGCUGGAAUAGCAAACCUCAUCAAUCUCAGGGAGCUCGACGUCAGCAAAAACAGUAUACAGGAGUUUCCAGAGAACAUAAAAAAUUGCAAAGUCCUAACUGUUGUGGAAGCUAGUGUGAACCCAAUAUCAAAGCUCCCAGAAGGUUUCACCCAACUCCUGAGUCUGACGCAGCUCUACCUGAAUGAUGCCUUUCUGGAGUUCUUACCAGCUAGCUUUGGCAGGCUGACCAAACUUCAAAUCCUUGAACUGAGAGAAAAUCAAUUAAAGAUGUUGCCAAAAAGCAUGCAGAAACUCACACAGCUGGAGAGGCUUGACCUGGGAAGCAAUGAAUUCACUGAAGUGCCUGAAGUGUUAGAGCAGCUGACUUCAAUCAAGGAGCUUUGGAUGGAUGGAAAUAGACUGACAUUUUUACCUGGGAUGCUGGGAAUGCUGAAACAACUGACAUAUCUCGAUGUGUCCAAGAAUAACAUAGAAAUGGUUGAUGAGCAAAUUUCUGGGUGUGAGAAUCUGCAGGACCUCCUCAUUUCCAAUAAUGCCCUUGUCCAACUUCCAGGAUCCAUUGGCUCACUAAAGAAAUUAACUGCAUUGAAAGUGGAUGAGAACCAGCUCGUGCAACUACCAGACUCUGUUGGAGGGAUGGUGGCCCUGGAAGAACUAGACUGCAGUUUUAAUGAGAUUGAAGCCUUGCCCUCCUCCAUUGGCCAGUGUGUUGGCAUUCGCACCUUUGCUGCUGAUCACAACUUCCUGAGUCAGCUUCCUCCUGAGAUGGGAAACUGGAAGAAUGCAACAGUACUGUUUCUCCAUUCAAACAAAUUGGAGUGUUUGCCAGAGGAGAUGGGUGACAUGCAGAGGCUGAAGGUCAUUAAUCUUAGUAACAACAAGUUAAAAAAUCUUCCCUAUAGUUUCACUAAACUGAACCAGAUGACUGCUAUGUGGCUCUCUGAAAAUCAGUCAAAGGCCUUGAUUCCACUUCAGAAAGAAGAGGAUCCAGAGACGCACAAGACUGUCCUGACAAACUACAUGUUUCCGCAGCAGACCAAGGCUGAGGAUUACAUUCCUAACUCUGAUUCUGAGAGCUUCAAUCCUGCUCUCUGGGAAGAGCAACGCAAGCAUCGAGCUCAGGUGGCAUUUGAGUGUGACGAGGAUAAGGAUGAGAGAGAAACUCCACCACGGGAGGGAAACUUGAAACGCUACCCUACACCCUAUCCAGACGAGCUGAAGAACAUGGUGAAGACUGCUCAAUCUGUGGCACACCGACUUAAAGAGGAGGAAUCAAGUGACAAUUGUAUGAAAGAGGCUAAACAUGUGGAGAGGAACCAUAUAGGACUGCAGGACGUGGGCGUUAAGGUGAUUGAGGCUCCGUGUCCGAAUGGUAUGACUGCAGAGCAAGAACAAACAUCAAAUACAGAUGCAUCUACACCAGAGUCUCAGGACAAUUCAGAAUCGUAUACAUCCUAUAAAGGUCAAUUUAAAUCUUCUGAGGCUUCAUUGACAAACCAUGAAGACACUCUGGAGGAUUCUGAGGAGCUUUUUGAUGAAGAGGAGAUGAAAAUAGCAGAGAUGAGACCCCCACUUAUUGAAAUUUCUCUAAACCAACCGAAAGUGGUAACAUUAAGUAAAGAUAAGAAAGAUGACUCCAGGGAUGCUGACUCCUUGCUGGAUGACACAGUUGCUAACAGUAACCAGAACAACAGUAAUUGCUCAUCACCUUCACGCAUGUCGGACUCUGUCUCUCUGACCACAGACAGCAGUCAGGACAACUCUCUUUGCACACCGGAAAGAGAAGCUAAGAUGGCCUUUCUACCAAAACUGAGGGAAGAUGAGAACAUGAACCAACCAACAGAAACUACUCCAUUUCUCCAUAAUGGCAACGGCUCUGAAACUUCCCUCCCAGCCCUAUUAAAAACUCAGUCAACCCAGCCACAGAAAGCAGGAGAUUACGAUCUGUCUGUGGAAGCGAGACUCACUAUUAUUGAGAAGGAGAUGGAUAAUGGCCUGAGGGACUCGUACAACAAGUGGGACCAGAUCAAUAUGAAUAUCUCCACCACUAAUAACAUGGUUAAACUGGAUGAGUUAGAAACAGGCAGGAAUGGUCACGUGCAAGAUGAUUUUAAUAUGCAUGGAUCUAGAAAUAACAACAUGGACUUUUUACAGAAUGGAAACCAGCAGGUCAUUGACUUGAGAGCUGAUACAGGUGUGGCAGUCAGCAGUGAUUUGUCUCGCAGCACUGAGGAGCUGUCCCCAGAAAAGCACUGCUACCCUCCACAGGUUAUGAAGUCCCACAGUAUCAGUAACAUAGAGGCAGGUGGCAUGAAGCUUUACUCCUUUGAUGGAGAUGGAGACCACCAUGACGGCCCCACUGUGAGCAGGGGGCCAGGGGUGAGCUCCGGGGCACAGGGUCAGAGCAUAGUGAGGAGUAAGUCUGCCUCAUUACUGAAUGAUCAGUCUCUCCAGAUCUAUCCCAACACUUCAGUGUCCUCCUCAGACCUGCUGUCUUCAUCCAAACCCUGUGCCAGCUCCAGCAGGUACCCUGUGUCUUCCAGCAUGACUAUGGGUGCCCCCCCUCCUCAGUACAAUGUGCAGUAUACGAGCAGUGCUGUGCCAAAAGACGGCAUGUGGGGUCAAAGGCAACCCAAUGCCCCAGGUAUGCCUACAGAGCAUCAAGGCUAUCUACCUCCCCCGCCUCAUUCUUUAGCCAACACAAACUACUCCAAUCGCAAUCAGGUGCCUCCCUAUCCUCUGCAGCCCCAGCACAAGGCACCCCCCAUGGCCUCCAAACUCCCCGGGGACAUGUGGUCCAAAGACAGACUUCCAGCUACAGUUGGACAGCCAAGAAGCAACACACUCCAACGGCAAAGUAGCAGUGCUUCUACUCUGUCCACAGGAGAGCCCAGACGUAUACAGCUGCCUGAAGGGGACUACAUGACCUACAGAGACAUUCACACCACAUUUGCCAGGGGUCCUCUGGCAAUGAGCCAUGCCAUGCAGAGACCCCUCUCCGCCCGCACUUACAGCAUAGAUGUACCUGGAGGUGCGAGACCAUAUAGUGCCCGACCGCAGCUUCAUGAGCUUCCAGAGAGGACCAUGUCCGUGAGCGACUUCAACUAUCAGCACAGCAGCCCCAGCAAAGGGCCCAGCACCCGAGUCAAGUCUGAGCACUCUCUUCUGGAUGGACCAGUGACUGGACCAGGCCGAGUUCCAGUGGACUGGAGGGAUCAAGUGAUGCGGCAUAUUGAAGCCAAGAAAAUGGAAAAGAGCAUGCUGUCUCGCUCCUAUAAUUCCCAUAAUGCUCCACUGAGCUCGUCUCACUACAACAGCUGUAGGGAUUUGCAUGCGAGCCAAGGUUCUCUGGUCUUUAGUGCCAGAGACGGACACCCCUACACAGCUCUGGGCCCAUGUGAUGAAGUGUUUGUUCCCCAAGGUCAGCAGAGCUUCACCAUGGACCCUCACAGAAAAGUGCCUUUGAUAAAUGGUCAAGUGGGGCCCCCUGGUCGUCCUCAGAUGAGCCAGUCGACAGUGGCCCGCCACCCUUCACGAGAGCAGCUCAUUGAUUUCUUAAUGCUCAAAGUUUCACACCAGCCACAAGGACACCCACGUAUUCCCCACGAGACUUUGCACCAAGAGUUUCAUGUGAAAGUAGAGAAGAAUCCAGAGCUUGGGUUCAGCAUAUCCGGAGGAGUAGGUGGUCGAGGAAACCCAUUUCGUCCGGAUGACAAUGGUAUUUUUGUAACAAGGGUUCAACCAGAAGGACCUGCUUCCAAGAUUCUUCAGCCAGGGGAUAAAAUACUCCAGGCAAAUGGCUACAGCUUUGUGAACAUUGACCAUGGAAAUGCUGUGUCCCUGCUGAAGACUUUUCCAAACACUGUGGAAUUGACUAUUGUCAGAGAGAUGCAAGCAUAGACUUAACCACAUUUAACAUGGAGAAGAGACAAUAAUGUGGCAUCAAUAUUUUUAUACAUUUAACAACCUGGUUCGAGAUACUUUGAACUAUUUAUAGUAGCUUUUAAGAGCCUAGAUUUGAUGGGAGAACCACUGGAUGCAGUGGAUACAGUGAGACGGAGAUGGACACUGCAAGUAUAAGAUCUUAAAGGCCAUCACUGUGGUAUAUAUAUAUUGAUAUUUUUUUAAACAAAUAAUAGAUAAAAUAUGAACAGAUGAAAUGCAAAUUGUUACUGUGGUCUCUGUACAGACAUAUCUUUUGCUCUAAUUUUCACCCCAUCUUUGCAAGAUUUUAACUUUCAAAUGGACUACAAUUAAAUCUGACCACUAGAGGGCAGGGUCCCCUCAUUUUAGUUAACUUGGACACUUUUUGACUUUUUAAUUUAACAAUGACAUUGUUUGGUUGGCUACACAAUAAUCAGCAAAGGACAGUGUUAUGUGCAUUUCAUGUGAAAUCGAAUGUAGAUCAAGGUGGUGUUGGGAGAUUGUGACAAGAAAUCAUCCACCUUUAUCAUCUAAUCUGUGAUCACUUCUGGUCCUCGGUGAAUCCUCAUUAUCUGCACAAAGUCUGCUGGACCUCCUUUCUGGGUGUUAGAGUGUAUGGACAGAAUUAAUCAGAAAAUACCUGAAACUUGAUACAAAAAGUGCAAGAGGAGUAUCCUGUAUGUGAUCUAUUACAAAGACAAGAACAAUGGGAUGGAAUUGAAAUAUCUGAAAUCCGGGAGAUGUUUUGUUUCGUUUGUCUGGCCUCAUUUUAGUUUUGUCAGAUGUUUUAUUUUCAUUAGAUAAAAUGUGGCGGUUAUGCUAGUUAACCAAAGCAAGAUAGGAAAUUAUGAAAAAAACCUGCCUAUGUAUGAGAUUACAGCAGAAAGAACAAGCCACGUUGUUUCAUAAGGGCUUCAUCUUUCAGACAGUGGCUAUAGAUCUUUGUUGGUAUACUUUUUUUUUUUUUUUUUUAAACAUCUAACAUAAUUUUUUUUUCAUAGGAGAUGACCACAUUCUGCCUUUUAUGUAUCUUUUACUCAUCACUUUAAAGCACUGUUGUAGUUAUUUUUGUUUUGUUGUUUUGCUGUACAGAGAAACGGAGAGUGGGAUAACAAAGAGUAAGUGCCAUAGACCUUGAACUGUUUGAAAAGGGGGUGCUGAUGAACCCCAGAAAUCAGCAAUACUCACAUUUCAUACACAUUUCCCAGCACUGGUUUAAAAGCAAUAUGUAAAGUCUUUUUAUUAUUACCAUUCACACAUACAAUCGCAUUUUGAAAACACAACAUUUUAUUAAGACCUGAUUUUAAAUGUGUUUUUAAUCCUUUUGCAAUGACAUAGCACUGACGAUGUUUGACAAAGUGCUAAAAGAUAUGAUAAUGUGCAUUGUGUUAAAGUGAAUGUUUGGGUCACUUUUCCCUGUGCGGUUCACUGCUGCGACUAAACCGUGAGGGAUAACCACAUCUGUUUUAAAGGUGAUAUUAAGUCCAUUUGAUGUGAUUUUUUUAUAA